Danaus chrysippus (African queen) is the source of this 2205-nucleotide messenger RNA. Lineage: Eukaryota; Metazoa; Arthropoda; Insecta; Lepidoptera; Nymphalidae. The record is from the annotation of a GenBank genome assembly.
CUGCUGUUUUCAAGGCCCAUUAUCUUGUUUCAGGAGUUGUCAAAGUUGGAUGCACAACUCCUGGGCUCUUCAGCGCCACCGACCUCAACAGCACCAGUGUCAUGUUCAAUUGAAAUGGCAGCGGAUCCAAUCGCAGAGGUGUUAUCUCCGGACAAGGCGGGUUCACUCCUGUCCAUCCAAUCCGCGCCCCCAGAACAAAGCGAGCGGUCAGAGCCACGCGAGCGACCAGUCACAUUGCUGUUAGAACUACCCUUGGCGACUCAAGUCGGGGCGUAUUUAUCAGCCAUGUCGCCUACUGAUCAGGAAGAGGACUCCUUGUUGACUUUGUCGUCUGUGACCGCGCGCCCUCUGCUGGCAGCUUCGAGGAAGUUGAGGCCACAUUCGGACUCCGCUGAUCUUUCUCCCCCUGACGGCGGGUACGGCUGGGUGGUGGUCUUCGGUGCAUUCAUGGUUCAAUUCUGGGUCGCCGGUCUAUUCAAGUCCUACGGAGUCCUAUACGUAGAGAUCAUGGAGACAUUCCCUGACUCAUCAGAAAGCGUCGCUUCAUGGAUUCCCGCGGCUCUGUCUACUUUGUGCUUGGCGCUUGCGCCCCUCUCAUCAGCUCUAUGUGAGAAGUACUCUUGUCGUCUGGUGGUUUUCGCGGGAGGCCUAUGUUGUGGCGCAGGCCUGGCGCUGUCAUACUUCAGCAAUGGACUUUUGCAUCUAUUGCUCAGCUUCGGAGUAUUGACGGGUAAGGAUUCAAAGAUUUAUAUAUAUACUAGAAGACCCGGCGAACUUCGUAUUGGUGGAGGAUUGUCCACAACGCCGGGUAUUGUGAUCGUUUCACAAUAUUUCGACAAACACAGGGCGUUGGCUAACGGUAUAUGUGUGAGCGGGACGGCUGUAGGCAGCUUCGUGUUCCCGAUGCUCAUAGAAAAAUUAGUUGGAACAUACGGAUUUCACGGCACUGUACUGUUAUUGGGUGCUGGCAUGCUUCACGUGUGUGUCUCUGCCACGUUGUACCGAGCUCCACCAGCGAUAAGAGUAGCUUCACCAACGGCCACCACUACCACCACAGAAAACACCACGCUACUAAACGAUAUACAGGAAGGUAAAACAGCGAUCAUCAAUUCCAAAGACAACAAGCUACAGAACCUGUUCCAGCCGGAGACCGAGCUGACUUUGACUCUGAACCAAAAGAACAAUAUACUGAGUGAAGAAAAACGAGCCAACCUACUCAGCGAAAUCAUACACCCUAGUCUUAUAGAGGUCACAAGUCGUCCUCUUCAAAGUCAAAUGUCUGACUCGGAAGAUUCUGAGGGUAUGGACGUACUAGGAGUAGUAGGUCUGCCUCGGGAUGUGGUGAAGCUUCGUCUCCGACCCACGAGGUCAUCUUCUAUCCUACACUCUGUAGAAGAUCUAUCUACAGACAGUACGUGUGUUUACAAAGCAAGAGGAAGGAUUCUAAGCCGAUCUCUCUACAUUAAGCCGCCUCUACCGAGCAGAAUAAUACAAAGCAAGCUCUCCGAACCGGUGAGCAUUAAGAAGGAAGAAGAAUUAAAAGAAGAAACAGCAGAAGUUAAAGUAGAGAAGAGAGGAUGCGUUGAGACGAUAUCUAGGUAUCUCGACGUGUCAUUAUUAAAGUCCUGGCGCUUCGGUCUUCUGUGUGCAUCCGUUGCCCUCAUGUCAUGUGGCUCGCCCUACGCCCUGUAUUACUUACCAGCUUACACAGUCGCCGCUGGACAUAGUAAAGCGGCCGCCGGUCACCUGGUCGCUAUAAGCGCCAUCCUGGACCUGUGCGGCAGACUCGGCCUGGGCUGGCUGUGUGAUCUACAUUUGUUCUGCAGACGGAAGGCGUAUAUAGUCAGUAUUCUGGUGGCGGGCGCUGCUGUCUUGAGUCUGCCGAGUCUAACUUCGUGGUGGAGUUUGGCCAUCGCUUCCGGUGCCUACGGUCUCUGUCUUGGUUGCUGGUUCCUUCUCGUGCCAGUCUUGUUAGCGGACGCCUUCGGCACCGCCCGCAUCGCGUCCUCGUACGGCCUCGUAAGAAUGUUCCAGAGUCUAGCUGCUGUUUCUGUACCGCCGACAGCUGGUUUGCUUCGUGACGUCACCGGUGGCUACUCGUGGUGUUUCUACGGCAUGGGCUCCUGUAUGGUCCUGGGUUCGAUUCCCGUCAUAGCUUUCCACCUCAGCACCAAGAACGAAGACAACGAUUCAUCGGUAGAUUGA